CUUCCAGCUAGCUUCAAAGUUUCCUGUUCGUUCUUUUCGCCUUGUGUACUGUGUUGUUUUGUUGGAAUUUUCAUUGUUUUUCAUCAAAUUCUUCAAGAAUAAUGUCCGGAAAACGUAAAGGAAAGGCAAAGGAGGAAACUCCAAAUGUUCAAUUGGGUCCACAAGCAUUGGAUGGUGAAAAUAUAUUCGGCGUGGCACAUAUUUAUGCUUCAUUCAAUGAUACUUUUGUUCAUGUGACCGAUUUAUCGGGAAGUGAAACAUUUGCACGUGUUACUGGUGGUAUGAAAGUAAAAGCUGAUCGUGAUGAAUCCAGUGCAUAUGCCGCUAUGUUAGCCGCACAAGAUGUUGCCGAAAAAUGUCGAUCAUUAGGCAUUAAUGCUUUGCAUGUAAAACUUCGUGCCACUGGUGGUACAAAGACCAAAACACCGGGACCUGGUGCUCAAAGUGCUUUACGUGCUUUAGCUCGUUCUGGUAUGAAAAUUGGACGUAUUGAAGAUGUAACACCAAUUCCACAUGGUGGUACACGAAGGAAAGGUGGUCGCCGUGGUAGAAGAUUGUAAAACAUUCAUAUUUUUUUUCGCCUAUUCACCAAACGAAAAAUUGUAUUUUCUAAAAUUUCAAUGAAAAUAAAAAUUUCAACCGAAAAAAGAUUUUGGUGACAUUCAACGGACUAA
This is a messenger RNA of Dermatophagoides farinae (American house dust mite), 674 nucleotides long. Its product is annotated as small ribosomal subunit protein uS11. The record is from RefSeq and is a predicted model, not a curated record. Lineage: Eukaryota; Metazoa; Arthropoda; Arachnida; Sarcoptiformes; Pyroglyphidae. Gene Ontology annotation, molecular function: structural constituent of ribosome. Gene Ontology annotation, cellular component: ribosome. Gene Ontology annotation, biological process: translation.